AUGUACAACUGUCUAUAUGUCAUUCUCAUUCUAAUAAUUAUUAUUUAUCAUAUUUAUGCUUGGUCAUCUAUUCCUUCUCAUUGUCUUAUACAUCUUCGUCAUCAUCAACCAUCUGUAGGACAUCAUUUAUUACGUAUUGAACAUUCAAUUCAUAAUGAACAAAUAUGUGAACAUAAAUGUUCAAGUAAUCAUUUAUGUUCAAUGGCAACAUAUAAUAGACGAUAUCAUCGUUGUCAUCUAUUUCGACAUAAUAAUAAACAUUCGAUAUCUCAUCCAUAUCGAUCAAAUAAUGUUUAUUCAACAUUUGCUGAUUGUCCAGGAAUAUUUUCUUUAUCUCAUACGGCACAAACACGAGUGUCAAUUGUUCAUUGUGAUUAUGAUUCAUUACCAUGGCAACGUGCUCUUAGAUCAAGAUCAAUUAUAUUUCAAUCAUAUACAUUAAUUGGUAUAUCUUAUUUACCUUGUCAAGAACUUUGUUCGUCUGUUCGUCAUUGUGCGGCUGUACAAUAUCAAGCUCGUGGCUUAUAUCGAAAUCGAUGUCGUUUAUUACGUUCAGCUAAACCAUGGGAUCUUCUACCAAGUAAAGGAUGGACUGUAUUUGUUAAACGAUCAUGUCAUGUAAAGAUUAGUCAUAAUGAACUUUUCCUUCGACAUCAUCAACCUUUAUGUAGUUUUAAAUAUGUUGGUCAAGGUCAACAUAAACAUAAUCAAGGAAUGAUUCAUACAUUUCGUCAUAUAUCCGAAACUCAAUGUCAAUAUUUAUGUUCAAAAAUAAUUAAUUGUGUUGGUAUUGAAUUUAUUGAAAGACAAUCUCAAUGUAUUCUUCUUUCUCCUAAUUUUCUUCGAAAUGAUGGUUCUAUUGAUGUAAAAAAUCAUUAUCAUCAUCAUAUUUAUAUGAAAAUGUCAUGUAGUACAUCUAACCAUAUUCUACCUGACCUAAGUUUAUCAAAAUGUUCUAUAAAUGAUUUACAUUGUGGUUGUCAUCAAAAUCCAUGUCAUCAUGGUACAUGUUUAUCCCAACAACGAGAAGGAUAUCAUUAUAUGUUUUGUAAUUGUUAUCAUGGUUUUACUGGUCAUUUAUGUGAUCAACAUAUAGAUAGAAUCUGUCCAUGUUUAAAUGGCGGUAUAUGUCUUAAUGAUCAUUCAGGAUGUACAUGUUCAAAUGGAUAUGAUGGUGAUUUUUGUCAGAUCAUAUCUGAUAAAAGAUAA
Molecule: messenger RNA, 1209 nt
Organism: Rotaria sp. Silwood2
Lineage: Eukaryota; Metazoa; Rotifera; Eurotatoria; Philodinida; Philodinidae
Source: the annotation of a GenBank genome assembly